CUGUCAACCAAUUUGUUGUCAAUACUCAAGCUUUGAGAAAUUGUUUUGCCAACAGAAUUAGGUUUAUAAUUUAUAUGUUUAAUUUCUAAUAAAAAAGAAACUGUAAAAAUAAAUGUAAUCUUUCUCGCUUUCAAUUCGUAGUGUCUGUUAACUAUGUCAGAGUCAUCUAAAUCAAAGUCUGCAUCAAAUAUCAACCCAUCACCUACAUUACAGUGCAAGGAUCUUCAUGAGUAUUUAAAAAGUCGGUCACCACAGUUCUUAGAGACAUUAUACAACUAUCCGACUAUAUGUUUGGCUGUUUACCGUGAGUUGCCGGAGUUAGCAAGGCACUUUGUGAUCCGGCUGCUGUUUGUGGAGCAGCCCGUCCCACAGGCUGUGGUAGCAUCGUGGGUAACACAAACACAUGCUAAAGAACAAAGUAAAGCAUGUGAGGCACUGUCAGAGCUGUCAGUAUGGCAGGAAGCGCCGAUACCUGGUGGGCUUCCUGGAUGGAUGCUCGCUCAAUCAUUCAAGAAAAACCUUAAAGUUGCUCUACUUGGAGGCGGACGGCCAUGGAGCAUGUCAUCGUCGCUGGAGCCGGACGGCAAGGCGCGCGACGUGGCGUUCCUGGACGCGUACGCGCUGGAGCGCUGGGAGUGCGUGCUGCACUACAUGGUGGGGUCGGCGCAGACCGAGGGCAUCAGCGCCGACGCCGUGCGCAUCCUGCUGCACGCCGGCCUCAUGACCAGAGAUGCAGAAGAUGGCACAGCUGUGAUAACAAGAGCAGGGUUCCAAUUUCUACUGCUCAGCACCGCUAAACAGGUGUGGCUGUUCCUGCAGCACUACCUGCACACCGCGGAGAAGCGCAGCCUGAGCGCGGCCGAGUGCCUCGCCUUCCUCUACCAGCUCAGCUUCAGCACGCUCGGAAAGGAUUACAGCACAGAAGGAAUGAGUAACAACAUGUUGGUGUUCCUGCAGCAUCUCAGGGAAUUCGGUCUCGUCUACCAGAGAAAGCGCAAGGCGGGCCGCUUCUACCCCACGCGGCUCGCCUUGAACAUCACGUGCGUGAAGGACGGCAUCGCGCCGCUGGAGGCCGCCGCCAGCACCGGGUACAUCCUCGUGGAGACCAACUACCGCGUGUACGCCUACACGCAGACCACGCUGCAGGUCGCCCUGCUGGGGCUGUUCACCGAGCUCAUCUACAGGUUCCCGGACGUGGUGGUGGGCGUGCUGACGCGCGAGUCGGUGCGCGCGGCGCUGCGCGGCGGCAUCUCGGCGCAGCAGAUCAUCCGCUACCUCGAGCAGCACUCGCACCCGCAGAUGUUAAGAUCCGAGACGGCCGGGAUCAGAACGUCGUCAGUGUUGCCGCCCACCGUCGUGGAUCAGAUCCAGCUGUGGGAGAGCGAACGGAACAGGUUCACCUAUACCGAGGGUAUCGUCUACAACCAGUUCCUGUCUCAGGCGGAGUUCGGCGUGCUGCGCGAGUACGCGUCGCGCUGCGGGUUCCUCACGUGGCACAGCGAGCGCGCGCGCACGCUGGUGCUGACGCGCGCCGCGCACGACGACGUCAAGCGCUUCUGGAAGCGGUACUCCAAGUCGUCCUGAGCCCCGCGCGCCGCGACCCGCGCCCCGCGAC
Messenger RNA from Vanessa tameamea, 1615 nucleotides. It is a transcript of the gene mrn, whose product is annotated as marionette. The transcript is spliced from 11 exons. NCBI's taxonomy places the organism in Eukaryota, Metazoa, Arthropoda, Insecta, Lepidoptera, Nymphalidae. Gene Ontology annotation, molecular function: double-stranded DNA binding; ATPase activator activity. Bases 154 to 1584 code for a protein of 476 amino acids. Gene Ontology annotation, biological process: nucleotide-excision repair. The record is from RefSeq and is a predicted model, not a curated record. Gene Ontology annotation, cellular component: transcription factor TFIIH holo complex; transcription factor TFIIH core complex.